Molecule: messenger RNA, 409 nt
Organism: Hibiscus syriacus
Lineage: Eukaryota; Viridiplantae; Streptophyta; Magnoliopsida; Malvales; Malvaceae
Product: 40S ribosomal protein S21-2-like
Exons: 3
Coding region: 125-394 (89 amino acids)
Biological process (GO): endonucleolytic cleavage in ITS1 to separate SSU-rRNA from 5.8S rRNA and LSU-rRNA from tricistronic rRNA transcript (SSU-rRNA, 5.8S rRNA, LSU-rRNA); endonucleolytic cleavage to generate mature 3'-end of SSU-rRNA from (SSU-rRNA, 5.8S rRNA, LSU-rRNA); translation
Cellular component (GO): ribosome; cytosolic small ribosomal subunit
Molecular function (GO): structural constituent of ribosome
Source: RefSeq, a predicted model, not a curated record
GGUUUCCCCCCUCAACAUAUAAAGUGUGCAAACAGAUAACCUAAGCCUCAAUGCAAGUGCCGCCCUCUCUUUCUCUUACAGGUGAUUUGAGGUUUUUGUUGUUUCGGUUAAGCAAUCCGCAAAGAUGCAGAACGAAGAGGGUCAAAACAUGGAUCUUUACAUCCCCAGGAAAUGUUCUGCCACCAAUAGGCUCAUCACCUCGAAGGAUCAUGCUUCCGUCCAAAUCAACGUCGGACAUUUGGAUGAGCUUGGCAGAUACACCGGCACAUUCUCCACUUUUGCUCUUUGUGGAUUUGUCCGUGCUCAGGUUUGCUUUUUCCCCACCAGCCUGCUGAUUGUUUUUAUUACUGUUGUAAGGUCAAUGCUUGUUCAUGUUCAUUAUGUAUUGCUGUGAUGCUUGUGGUUGGAU